Molecule: messenger RNA, 916 nt
Organism: Papaver somniferum (opium poppy)
Lineage: Eukaryota; Viridiplantae; Streptophyta; Magnoliopsida; Ranunculales; Papaveraceae
Product: GSH-induced LITAF domain protein-like
Exons: 3
Coding region: 202-669 (155 amino acids)
Molecular function (GO): zinc ion binding
Source: RefSeq, a predicted model, not a curated record
GGUGUACAAAGUAGAAAUAGAAAGACUUGGAAGUUGGAAGACAGAAAGAAAGAAAGUUCUCAGAAAUGAUUUCAAUUCCAACGCGGUAUAGAAUUUUACGCAAUCGGAUCACUAUAUAAACUCUUUCUCUCUGUAGAUAGAAGAAGACUGCUUCAGAAAUUACUUCAAUUUUACUCUGAUCAAAAUUCCUUAAUCAAAAUUAUGGCUGCGAAAUAUGAAGAACCAGCAAUCGGGAUUCCAUACAACCCAAACUAUCAAAAUCCAGUACCUUUACAACAACAGAGUCAUCAAGGGCAAGGAUAUUUCAUGAGUGAAAAUCCAUAUCAAUCAGGAAUGAUCCCACCAAACGCAGUUUUCGUCGAUCCAAAAGGAAUUCCAUUACAGCAAACUAUCUUUAGAGAUACUCCUGCUCCUUUCAAUUGUGUCUACUGUGGUUCUUCUGGAAUCACUACCGUCAAGUCGAAACCAAGUCUAGCAGCUGUUGUGGGUUGCAUGAUGCCAUUCAUGCUCGGGAUAUGCUUUCUUUGCCCAUCAAUGGAUUGUCUCUGGCAUAAAUAUCAUUACUGCCCACACUGCAGUGAAAAGGUUGCUGAUUUUGAGAAAUCAGAUAUGUGUGCGGUGAUGGAUGCUGCAUCUUGGACCCAGACUAGCUUCGCAGUACCUGCUUAAAUGUUUUUCUCUGCACUGUUUGAAAAAUGUGUUGUUCUUAGGAGCUUAUGAUGUUCUUGGUUUUACCUUUCCCCUUUAGUGGGGGCUAGCCUUCUUUGGUAUAUUGUAGUUCUGUAAUAGAAGUUUGAUUAUAACUAAAACAGAGCUGAUAGUACUACACAUGAUUAUAUAGGUUUGUAUACUCUGUGUGAAACUGAAACGAUGAUUACUAUCUCCCAACAUCUUAUUAGUCAAGUUCUCUCAUUCA